GUGUCGCUCCGCAGGGACCCUUAGCGAGCUCUUCGCACUCGCCCGCCCCGCGCUCCGCCCUCCGCCCUCCGUCCCGGGGGAAGGGCUAUGGCGGCUCGGGGAGCGUGGCGGCCCUUCCGAGGGCUGCUGGUCCACCGCUACUACCGCAGCCCCCGGCUUCUGCUGCAGGCGUCACAGGCGAGGCCGAAUAUGGCGAGCCAGUCCCCGAGCCGGCUGAGCAGCGCUGGCCCCGGUCUCGCAACGGGGGCCGAUUCCCUGGCGCGCUCUGGAGGCUUCGUGGGAGGCCGCUGGCUCCAGGCGGCAGCCACUUUCCCCGUGCGGGACCCGGCCAGUGGGGCCGAACUGAUCCAGGUAGCGGACUGCGGCGUAGCGGAGGCUGAGGGCGCGGUGAAGGCCGCCUACGAAGCCGGAGCUGCGUGGAGUGGGGCUUCUGCCAAGGAUAGAGCGGUUUUGCUUCGUAAAUGGUAUGAUUUGUUGAUAAAGAAUAAAGAUGAACUUGCAAGGAUCAUCACAGCAGAGAACGGAAAACCACUGAAGGAAGCACAAGGUGAAGUCCUGUAUGCUGCUUCCUUCUUGGAAUGGUUUGCUGAAGAAGCUCGGCGCAUUUAUGGUGAUAUUAUUCCACCUUCAGCAACAAACAGGAGAGUCCUUGUGUUGAAGCAGCCCGUGGGAGUUGCUGCCAUCAUUACUCCUUGGAAUUUUCCGAGUGCUAUGAUUACCCGGAAAGUGGGUGCUGCUUUGGCAGCUGGCUGCACGGUGGUAGUAAAGCCAGCCGAAGAUACACCUUUAUCUGCCUUAGCACUUGCCGAGCUUGCAAAUCAGGCUGGAAUUCCUGCAGGAGUAUACAACGUUAUUCCAUGUUCCAGACAACAGGCAGCAGUAGUUGGAGAGGUGCUCUGUACUCACCCCUUGGUAGCCAAAAUCUCAUUUACUGGCUCAACAGCUACAGGAAAGAUAUUGCUACGCCAUGCUGCUAGCACAGUGAAGCGGGUUUCCAUGGAGCUUGGAGGACAUGCUCCGUUCAUAGUGUUUGACAGCGCUGAUGUAGAUAAGGCAGUUGCUGGAGCUUUAAUUUCUAAAUACAGAAAUUCAGGGCAGACCUGUGUAUGUACAAACCGCUUCUUGGUGCAAAAAGGGGUUCAUGAUGAAUUUGUGAAGAAGUUUGCCCAAGCCAUUAAGAGGGAACUACAUAUUGGCCAUGGAUUCGAUGAAGGGACUACCCAGGGGCCAUUAAUUAAUGAAAGAGCUGUGGAAAAGGUUGAAAGACACAUUGAUGACGCAGUGUCCCAAGGAGCAUCCAUAGUUACUGGAGGAAAAAGGCACAGUUACGGGAAAAAUUUCUUUGAGCCAACUCUACUUAGCAAUGUGUCAACAAGUAUGUUAUGUACUCAAGAGGAGACCUUUGGGCCUUUGGCUCCAGUUAUCAAAUUUGAUACAGAAGAAGAAGCACUUGCCAUCGCAAAUUCAGCCAAUGUGGGUCUAGCAGGUUAUUUUUAUUCUCAAGACCCAGCCCAGAUUUGGAGAGUCGCUGAGCAGCUGGAAGUUGGAAUGGUUGGUGUUAAUGAAGGAAUUCUCUCUUCUGUGGAGUGCCCAUUUGGUGGGGUAAAACAAUCAGGGCUAGGAAGAGAAGGUUCUAAAUAUGGUAUUGAUGAGUAUUUAGAAAUAAAAUAUGUUUGUUUUGGAGGUUUACAAUAGCCAUUUGUUAGGACUCUAGCCAAAGUAGGACUAUAGUUUUGGCCAUUCAUAGGCUUUGUUUAGCAAGCUAACUUGGAUUUUUUUUCUUUUCAUAAAAUAACUCUGAUCAGGUUUAUGUGUAGAGACGUCUGUACUUCAAAUUAUGUCAAUAUAUAUAAAACAGUUCUUCAUAAUUACAUUGUAAUUGCAAAUGUUAAUAUCUAUCUUGGUCAUAAUGCAGAAACAAAUCAUAUUUGCUGUUGACAUUCAGAAGGAUUUGGAAAUCUUUAUUCCUAAACAUUUUUGGAGUAUGCUGGGCAGCUUCUCUACCCAUUUUUUUUCUCACAUGUGAAGAGUUAUAAAAGUGAUGGAAUCUUGAAUAUUUGUGCCAAAUUUUGAAUUUUACUCCUUUUGUAAUACCUUUUUUCCUAAUUAAUUGGGGAAAAUCCAAUUUUCAUAAUUGUUCUUCAGCUGUUGUCUGAAAUAUGUGUCCUUGUGGAUAUAUGUGGGUUGUGAGCCACCCAGAGUCCCCCAUUGGGGGGAGAUGGGCAGGGACAAAUUUAAUAAAAUAAUAAUAAUAAUAAUAAUAAUAAUAAUAAUAAUUUAAAAAUUCAUUUCUAAUAUCCUCCUGUUAGUCAAUAGGACUAGGCUUAUUUAAGGAGAGAUUUGCAAUUAGUAUCCUGUAGUUAAGCUUUACAAUAACACAAACUAAUGGGCAGUAAUCAUUUCUGCCAAUACGUAAUGUACACAGUCUUCAGAGAUUCUUAAAUUGGCAAAAAAAUGAAAUCCUUAUAGAGUUUACGAGGCAGAGUAACAAAGACAAAUUUUAAUGAUAAAUACUAAUGCAUAAUAUAUUCAUUCAGACCUGCUUGGGACCAGUAGCUGCAUAAAAUAGUUAGAUAUAAUUGACAUAUGCUCAUUUUUUAAAAACCACAUUGAUCCAUGGGACCGCUAUAAACAUGAGAGUGCUCUAUGGAUGAAUCCUUUGAUACCUGCAGAAUUAACUUAGUCUAACCUGGAUGAUUCAUCAUUCUCUUUUGUAAUAAAUAAACUGAUUAUUUUUGAAAUAGGAUGGAAAAAUUAGCAUGGCACUGACAUAUUGCUGCAUUAAAUUGAACAUGCACUUUAUAUGUCAAAACUGCAUUUGAAAUUUUGCAUUACUUUUUGUUCCAUGCUGUUCGAGGAGGUAGUUAAAAGUGCUUCUCCUUGGACUGCAAACUCCUCUGCAAUAUACAGACUGCCUCUGAGGAUCAUCACUAGGCUUCAGAAGCAGCCUGCAUUGUUUCCUGAACAGCACAAAAUCAAAACCUUCUUUGAUUAUAGAAAGUACUUGUUUUAAAUUAACUUUCACUAUCACAUUAUUUUUUUCUUUAAAGUACUGGGAAAAAAAAUCAGAUUGUGGUAGUUCCAAAAAGCACUAUUUGUAACGUUGUUACUCUUUUAUUAAAAAAAAGUAGAAGCCAUAUGUGCUUGAUCUGUACGUUAGCCAGUAGAGUAUUUCAUAAAUAAUUGUGCCAUUUACAUUUCAAAAUGUUUGGCUAUAGCACAAAUGAACACUUUAACCUAUUACAUAUUUUAAUUUCAAAGAAAUGUCUCAAAGGUUGGAUCAGUUUGGUAAUGUAUCUAAUAUUUGUUUGUAUGUUUACUUUUUUUUUUAAAAUCACAGUAUAUGUUUACAUUCAUAUAAAGGGAUACUUGAAUUUAUUACUUAAUUGACUUUUUCCUAGACUUUUUCUUUACCAGAUAUGGAUGUGAACAAAUAAUUAUUAAUGUAAUAAAAGUUGGACAUUCACA
Molecule: messenger RNA, 3468 nt
Organism: Python bivittatus (Burmese python)
Lineage: Eukaryota; Metazoa; Chordata; Lepidosauria; Squamata; Pythonidae
Gene: ALDH5A1
Product: aldehyde dehydrogenase 5 family member A1
Biological process (GO): GABA catabolic process
Cellular component (GO): mitochondrion
Molecular function (GO): succinate-semialdehyde dehydrogenase (NAD+) activity
Source: RefSeq, a predicted model, not a curated record